CACUGAAAGGUGGCACUGACUGGCAUUGAUAGGUGGCACUGACUGGCACUGAUAGGUGACACUGAAAGGCAGCUCAGAUGAGCACUGAUAAGUGGCAUUGAUGUGCACUGGUAGGCACUGAUAUGUGGCAUUGAUGAUGUGGCACUGAUGGGCACUGGCAGGUGGCACUGAUGAGCACUGACAGCUGGCAUUGAUGGACACUGACAGGUGGCACUGCUGGGGCUACACUGAUCAUCAGGGCACACUGAUCAUCACUGUCAGCGUGACAGCUCGUGAAGAGAGAAAUGCUGAUAACCAGCAUUUCCCUAUUUACAUGAGAUCAGCUGUGAUUGGACACAGC
Molecule: messenger RNA, 340 nt
Organism: Staurois parvus
Lineage: Eukaryota; Metazoa; Chordata; Amphibia; Anura; Ranidae
Source: the annotation of a GenBank genome assembly